AUGCGGGUGGUGACCAUCGUAAUCCUACUUUUCUUUUGUAAAGCCGCUGAGCUCCGCAAGGCAAGCCCUGGGGGUGCAAGAAACCGAGUGAACCAUGGCCGGGCUGGUGGGAGCCGGAAAAGCUCCAACCCGGUCAAACGCUAUGCACCAGGCCUCCCCUGUGAAGUGUACACAUACCUUCACGAAAAAUACUUAGAUUGUCAAGAAAGAAAACUAGUUUAUGUGCUGCCUGACUGGCCUCAAGAUUUGCUGCACAUGCUGUUAGCAAGAAACAAAAUCCGCAUACUGAAGAACAGCAUGUUUUCCAAGUUUAAAAAGCUGAAAAGCUUGGAUCUACAACAGAAUGAGAUCUCCAAAAUUGAGAGUGAAGCUUUCUUCGGUUUAAAUAAACUCACCACUCUCUUACUGCAGCACAACCAGAUCAAAGUCUUGACAGAGGAAGUGUUCAUUUAUACACCUCUCCUGAGCUACCUGCGUCUCUAUGACAACCCCUGGCAUUGUACUUGUGAGAUGGAAACGCUUAUUUCAAUGCUGCAGAUUCCAAGGAAUCGGAAUUUGGGGAACUAUGCCAAGUGUGAAAGCCCACAAGAACUGAAAAAUAAAAAACUGAGGCAGAUAAAAUCUGAACAGUUAUGUAAUGAAGAAGGAGAUGAACAAUUGGAGCCAAAACCCCAAUUGUCAGGAAAACCCCCGGUCAUCAAGACUGAGGUGGACUCUUCUCUUUGCCACAACUACGUAUUUCCCAUACAGACACUGGACUGCAGAAGAAAAGAGUUGAAGAAAGUUCCAAACAACAUUCCUCCAGAUAUUGUUAAACUUGACUUGUCACAUAAUAAAAUCAACCAACUUCGACCCAAGGAGUUUGAAGAUGUUCAUGAAUUAAAGAAAUUAAACCUCAGCAGCAAUGGCAUUCAAUUCAUAGAUCCUGCUGCUUUUUUAGGACUCACACAUUUAGAAGAGUUAGAUUUAUCAAACAACAGUCUGCAAAACUUUGACUAUGGUGUAUUAGAAGACUUGUAUUUUUUGAAACUCUUGUGGCUCAGAGAGAACCCUUGGAGAUGUGAUUAUAACAUCCACUACCUCUACUACUGGUUAAAGCAUCACUACAACGUGCAUUAUAAUGGCCUGGAGUGCAAAAUGCCUGAAGAAUACAAAGGGUGGUUUGUAGGAAAAUAUGUUCGGAGUUACUAUGAAGAAUGCCCCAAAGACAAAUUACCAGCAUACCCUGAAACAUUUGACCAGGAUAUGGAAGACGAUGAAUGGGAAAAAAUACAUAAGGAUCACACAGCAAAGAAGCAAAGUGUAAGAAUCACUAUUGUGGGAUGA
This is a messenger RNA of Budorcas taxicolor (takin), 1326 nucleotides long. RefSeq names its product leucine rich repeat containing 17 (gene LRRC17). The record is from RefSeq and is a predicted model, not a curated record. Gene Ontology annotation, molecular function: protein binding. Lineage: Eukaryota; Metazoa; Chordata; Mammalia; Artiodactyla; Bovidae. The coding region runs from base 1 to 1326 and encodes 441 amino acids. The transcript has 3 exons.